CCACUUGUUCAUAUUACAUGGGGGUCGACCAAGUCACGAUGGACACCUUCUCCGCCUUGAACACUCAAGAUGCAAAUCUCAGAGCUUCAGUGUGUUCCAGCACAUGCCGGUCCUUCGUCUACAAGGCGCACCUGGCGCUGCAUAUAACCUCCGCUAGCGAUGACACCCCGGCAAUCACACCUCAUCAUCGAACGUUGUGUUGGCUACUCGACGAUGGUACUCUUACGUGGACGACAAUGACUGAGUGCGUCGAGUCCGUCCUCUGUCGCGCUGCCACUGUAGAUGAUUCAGACUUUCUCAACGAACGUUUCUUCAUCACCACGGCGACAGGCGAAGUGUACACGUGCUACUCGAAGUGCCGCCUUGAGCGCGAUGCAUGGAUGCACGCGCUGCUGUCCACCUUGCACAACAAUGCCCCUCCCUCAUCUCCUCACGAUGAUCCUUCCGACAGCAUGGAUCGCAUCGUCGCUUGUUCUGCCGUCGUUCACGAGCAACUGGCAUCCUGGACGUCCAUCCUCACAGAUAUGCUCGCAUCUCCAUAUGGAAUGUGGAAGGAAACACGGCAUUGGCGGCGCUUUGGAAUGGCGGAACGGCGGCCGUACAUGGACUUGCAGAUGAAGAUGACAUCGUCAGCAGAAGUAGACGGAUUGAGCCUCGUCAUAGGACUGUAUGUCUACCACCAGAACCCCAUGAUGAUUCUGGCCAUUCUGUGCCAACUCGCGCGCCUCAUGGACACAUGUCCGUCGCAAGUGGAGAUGUACUGGCCCCAGAUCCUCCAUUGGGGCAUCACAUCCCAUGCGGUCCAGUCGGUCAACAUGCAGUUGUUCUACCUGUACUUUGUCGCUGGGGUGUGUCGGCGGUCCCUUCCAUUAGCCAUCAAGUCGUCCUGGGAAUGCGAUGCCGCUAAGAUCGAUGCAGUCGGCGAUCCUUCCAGAUAUGCAGCUAUUUCCCUCAUCCAGGUCUACGCGAGCAUGAUCAGCCUCACCGACGACAACAACAAUGCUACGGCCGCCAUGGUCGACAAGCUGUUCGUUAGCAACGCCCCCGACACGUCCAAGACCCACCAGAUCUUGCUGCAAUCUUUGUUUACGACCUCGACGUCGUUGCUCCGAAACCACCCUGCAACGAACUCUACGUUUGGAGAAUGGCUGGCUGCCACCAGUGAAGCGGACAUUGCAAGAGUCCACGAAACGUGGUCAACGUUGCCGUCGUUCGUGGACCCGUUGCCAGUCCCGUCCGAGGAAGUGCCGAUAAACGAUGCGACUGCGUCGGACAUGACGAGCCUGCGCGGGCGUAUGGUGGACGCAAACGACAUGGAAGACGUGAUGGAGUGUCUCAACGAAGUGCAACAGAACGACAAGCAACAAGACGUAUCAUCGUUAGUCAUCUUCCAAGAUACCAUGCAUGUCGUGAACUCCCUUAUCGUCGCGAGCCAAAACUUCAAGCGGCAGAUUGAAGAUCCACGGGACCGGAAGAAGCAUCUGCCGGCAGUAUUGACGCGACUGCGCGCCACCAUGCCAUCUCACGCGAUGCUUCCACUGGACCAACCGUGCUGGAUCACGGAUGUCCUCGUGAAUGAAGGCACGGUGUUCUCCACCAAAGCACGCGCGCCAACGAUGGUCUGGUUCGAAGGGUUGCAUGUCACGUCAAUUUCUGACGUCCCGACAGCAAUGCCGGAACUCAGUCCCGUUGUUUACCUUUCGGAGGUCCUCCUGGCCGACAUACUGUCCCCAUCUUCCUCCCCAUCAUCCUUCUCUUCUCGCGAGUCUUCCAUGACCGAAGCGCAUCUGUCCGUCUUCGACUCGUGUAAAGUGCGCACCACCGACGACUUUUCGAUUUUCACUAGCAUGCAGUCUUUUGCGGAUAAAAAGAGCCGUAUCCGGAAAGAACGGAAAGGGGUGCAACCAGGAUGGGACGUCGUGCCGGUGAUCGCCAAGAGCUUGGACGACAUGCGACAGGAAGUGUUUGUGAUGCAGCUCAUGCACGUCUUCGACCAUAUCUUCCGCUGCGAAGGCCUCGGUGGACUCGACCAGCUCUGGCUACGACCAUACUCGAUCAUGUGCUGUGGCGAUAAUUGUGGCCUCAUGGAAGUCCUCACCGAUUCCAUGUCGGUCUCGGAUGCCAAGAUGCAGUACAUCUCAGUUGCACCUCCUGGAUGCGUCACAGCUUCGCUGGUGGACAUAUUUUCCAAGCGAUACGGCGAUCCCGACUCGACAACUUAUGCUGUCGCACGGAAAAACUUUGUCCGAAGCAUGGCGGCGUACAGUUUAUUUUGCUACGUACUCCAGGAUCGCCAUAACGGCAACCUGAUGCUGCAUGCAGAAGGCUAUGUGAUGCACAUUGAUUUUGGUUUCUGCUUUGGAACGGCCCCAGGUGGUGCCUUCAGUAUCGAGGGCGCCCCGUUCAAGCUCACAGACGACAUGAUUGCCGUGAUGGGGACCGCUGGCAUGACAGCAUUUCAAGCUCUGCUGGCGGAUGGCCUCGUUGCGCUUCGUCGCCAUGCUUCACGGAUCCUCUCGCUCGUGAAAAUCACGGCACAUGCUUCGCCCUUUCCCUGCUUCCAAGGAGAUGUUCUUACCAUGUGCCGGCGACUCAAGGAGCGGCUGUGCGCCGAUGCUGUGGACGAUGAUUGGGUGCGGCAGCAUGCCCUUGCGCUCAUUGCCCGCAGCGCCGGCAGUGUCCGAACUAAAUUAUACGACCAAUUUCAGUUUCGAAGCAACGGGUACUUGGUUUAAUCAUCAUUUUUGUGCUUCUUCUUUUUGCUACUUCUGCUCUUUUU
This is a messenger RNA of Aphanomyces astaci, 2779 nucleotides long. RefSeq lists its product as hypothetical. Gene Ontology annotation, cellular component: cytoplasm; membrane. The record is from RefSeq and is a predicted model, not a curated record. The transcript has 7 exons. Bases 18 to 2735 code for a protein of 905 amino acids. Gene Ontology annotation, molecular function: 1-phosphatidylinositol 4-kinase activity. Gene Ontology annotation, biological process: phosphatidylinositol phosphate biosynthetic process; phosphatidylinositol-mediated signaling. Lineage: Eukaryota; Oomycota; Saprolegniomycetes; Saprolegniales; Verrucalvaceae.